AUGUUCCCUUGGUCUGCUAUGUUCUCACUGGAGCCAAAGGUGCCUGGCCAGCGCACUCCGGAGGAGCUGGUCACAAACACCCUGAUGUUGGAACUGGGUGCCAUGGUGAAGCGUACUGAACGUAUCUGUUUGGAGAGAGCCAGCGAGGUGCGUCGCAGUAGCAAAUCCUCAUCCUCACCAGACUACAGCUGGCUGGCUGGGCCUCAACCCCAUGUACCCUACGAGCUCACGCCUAGAGACGUGGUGGACUUGCGGGAGCUCUGUUCACGGAUCCCACCUGCACAGUGUGGUCCUGUCAUUGUCAGAUUUCGUAAUCUAGUGUCUGAGAUUGAGCCUGAAGUGCACGAGGUCCCUCAGCUGUUCCGCUCGGUGCUGAGGGCCUGUCUGGAUGAGGAGCAAGCAGAUGAAGAGCUGCAGGUGCGCGCAGCCCAUUGGGAGAAGCGGCGCAGUAAGAGCCUUUCGUUUGUCACCUUCCGAUCCAAGUUCCGCGCGCUUAGCCGUGGCGUGGGCAGUUUCGGUGGUUCUCGUAGCAACCUGCAGGAGGAAAACACAUGGUCUGAGGAAGAAGAGGAUGAAGCGGCGGAGCAGGUGAUAUCAGGGGCGCCACGGCCGAGAAGAGGGAGGAGCCACAGCAUGCCAGAAAUAAUCCCUACAAAUGGGUCUGCUUAGAGCUACAGAGUGAGGAGCAAGGGAACAGGGCAGUGUGGAGAGGAGAAGGGAAAGAUGGAGAUCUAAGAGAGUAGCAAAGUGUGUAAGAGAUGACAAAGUGUGUACGAGAGCUUGUGCUUACAUUGUUAUUCACACUACUAUCUACUUAUACCAAAGAUCAAAAGUAUGAACAGUUGAAACCUAGUGACUUUUUGCAUAUUUUUUGAAGAUUUGUUUAUAAUUACUGUACAUAAUUUCCAAAGUUUCACAUGAAUAAAACUGCUUCUACCACAGCGCUGUUGAAUCCUCAAAUCUGAUUGGUCAGAAGGUGUUGAUUAAUUUUCUACAACAGCAACUCUGAAAGUAGUGCCUGCUUCAAGGCUAAUCACAUGUUUAUAUGAACAUGCUAAUUCUAACACCUUAUCAUUCUACAUGGUAGCAGCUCAUUCACAGGGACUUGUAUGGCAGAUGCACCACAUAAUCUAACAUGUAAUAAUAAAUGGAUGCUAUUAUUGGAAAACUUCAGGCUAUAUCACACUACUCUGUUUGUUUUUUCAUCACUUAUACUGUCCUAAGUGUUUAUGUAUAGUUUAUGUCAAGUUUAUGUCCAGAAUGCACAGCAAAGUUUAUAAUGUUAAACUACAUAGGUGAACUGAUGAAUUUCCCUAAAAGAAAAAUAAUCCAGGUUUGUAAAUGU
Ictalurus furcatus (blue catfish) is the source of this 1345-nucleotide messenger RNA. Its product is annotated as RD3 domain-containing protein. NCBI's taxonomy places the organism in Eukaryota, Metazoa, Chordata, Actinopteri, Siluriformes, Ictaluridae. The record is from RefSeq and is a predicted model, not a curated record. Bases 1 to 669 code for a protein of 222 amino acids. The transcript has 2 exons.